Messenger RNA from Diceros bicornis minor, 3584 nucleotides. RefSeq names its product C-X3-C motif chemokine ligand 1 (gene CX3CL1). Gene Ontology annotation, biological process: cellular response to tumor necrosis factor; neutrophil chemotaxis; immune response. Gene Ontology annotation, molecular function: chemokine activity; CCR chemokine receptor binding. The coding region runs from base 274 to 1497 and encodes 407 amino acids. The transcript is spliced from 4 exons. Gene Ontology annotation, cellular component: extracellular region. NCBI's taxonomy places the organism in Eukaryota, Metazoa, Chordata, Mammalia, Perissodactyla, Rhinocerotidae. The record is from RefSeq and is a predicted model, not a curated record.
GCCAGCCCAGUACCCCCACCGCGGGCCCUCAUCCAGAGCCGCUCUGUUCCUUGGCAGGCUGAAUGCUAUUUUCCUGAGGCUUCCUUUCUCUCUCCUCCCUCUCCCUCCUCCGCCUCCCUGCGGGGGCCGGGGCGGGCGGGAGGCGGAGGCAGCCCUGUUAUAGAAAAGGACCGCUGAGCCGGUGGGGAGAGCGCCGGGCUCCUCCACCAUCCACAGCCCGCCAGACAGCCGCCUGCCCUGGACCCCCGCCUGGACCCCCGCCUGCCCUCGGCCAUGGCUCCUCUGCCACUCCCCUGGCUGCACCGCUGGGCUGCCCUCUGCCAUCUGGCCCUGCUGCUGGCCGGACAGCCCCUCGCCGUGACGAAAUGCAGCCGCACUUGCGACAAGAUGACCUCGCCCAUCCCAGUGUCUCGGCUGAUCGGCUAUCGCCGAAAUGAAGAAUCCUGCCGCAAACCCGCCAUCAUCUUCGAGACCAUAAAGCACAGAUUUUUUUGUGCUGAUCCAGAGGAGACAUGGGUCCGGAAAGCCAUGGAGCAUCUAGAUGGCCGGGCUUCUGCUCUGAAUCAAAGUGGUGGCACGUUCGAGAAGCAAAUCGGAGUGAGUACGCCCAGGACCACUCCGGCCACCAGGGGAAUGGACACGUCUUUGGAUUCAGAGCCCAAAGCCACAGAGAAAAGCGGUAGCCAGGAGGCACAGAGGGCCUUGGGGACUUCCCCAGAGCUGCCACCGGGAGUGGCUGGUUCCUGGGGGACCACAUCCCUCUCCACCUCAAAGGCUCCAGAUGGAGGGCCUCGAGCAGGACCCAAGAGAACCGAGCUUUUAAACACGGCUGCUGCCACCACUGCCACGUCUUGGCAGAGUUCUGCUGCCUACCAACCUGGGUCAGGUCUCUGGGCUGAGAGAAAGGCCUCUGAUGCCCCGUCCACCCAGGCCCUCUCCACCCAGGCCUCCUCCACGCAAACCCUCCCGACCCAGACCCUCUCCACCCAGGCCUCCAUCAUUUCACGCACAGCCCAGGAGGACAACGUUGGACCUGAAGGCAAAUCUGUGUGGAUCAAGGGACAGAAUCCCAUGCCAGAGAACUCUCUAGGGCCCAAGAAGAUGGGUCCCCUUUCAGCUCACACAGAUGCUUUCCUGGGGCCCGGAAGCAUGCCCCAUGUCUCCAUGGUCCCUGUCUUCUCUGAUGGAGCCCCCAGCAGGGAGCCAGUGGCCUCAGGCAGCUGGGCGCCUAAGGCGGAGGAGCCCAUCCAUGCCACCGUGGACCCCCAGAAGCUAAGUGUCAUCAUCACUCCUGUCCCCGACUCCCAGGCAGCCACCCGGAGGCAGGCGGUGGGGCUGCUGGCCUUCCUUGGCCUCCUCUUCUGCCUGGGAGUGGCCAUGUUUGCCUACCAGAGUCUGCAGGGCUGCCCCCGCAAGGUGGUGGGGGACAUAGUGGAAGGGCUUCGCUACGUCCCCCAGAGAUGUGGCAGUAACUCGUAUGUCCUAGUGCCCGUGUGAGCUGCCCAUCUGCCUGUGUCUAGUUGUUCAGCUCAGCUGCCUGGGGUUCCCCAUCCUCACCCCCAUCCCCCCCCCGGGGCCUGGCCGGAGCUGGGAUGACCAGAGCAAGGAGGCGGGAUCCUCCAGGUGGGACUGCUCCCAAGUCCCAGGCAUACCCCAGGAGGCCACCCUUAACCAUUCCUGACCUCCUGGGGACAGAGGGGAUAGCCUCCACAUCUCACUCCAGGGUCCCAAGUCACAAAACUCUCCUCUGCUGCUGACUGGUUAGAAGUUCCCUUAAACACCGUCCCAGCUCGAGUGAACAAUUAUUUAUUGAAUGCCCAGCCCCUCUGGUCCGUGUCCCCAUGUGGAACCACGGUCAUCUCAUCUCACGGAUGAGUCUCAGGCCGGGCCCCUUCCACCCGCUCCCUCAGACCCCAUCGUGUCUCUUCGUCCUGCUGCAGUCGCCAGUCACCCCGGCCACCUGCGGUGCUAUCUCCCCCGUCCCCUAUACAGAGCCCACGUCCCAGCCGGGGACCUGUUUUUCCUUGCAUGAGGCUAGUGCGGUGUUUUCUGGGACUGCUCUCAGCGAAGGCUCUGCCCUGAGUUAGGCGUUGCAGGAAGUGGGGAUGAAGUUAUCUGGUGGCUUUGAUUUUUUUCCCUCCUCAGUCUAUGCUGUGCAGUGGAGGAACGUUGACUCUGAGUGUGAAGGCUGGGGUUCUAGUCCCAGGCCCACCACCAACCCAACAAAGCAUUCGGACCACUGUUUCCCGUCUGUGAAAGGAGAGAGGGAUGGCAAAUCUGUGGCAAUAAGCUGUGCCCCUGACAGGCAUCACUAGUUGAUCCAGAGACCCCCCUUCCCCAGAUCCCUGGGUGCAGCCUCACAUGUAUCAGCCAAGCACCCUAGCCAGUCUCCACCAAUCGAUGAGACUGGAGGGCCUGCAAGGGGGAGAUCUGAGGGAGCGGGUCCUGCCCUGUUGGAGGAGUCAGCACUGAGGCUCCCGAGUGGGGCCUGUGCUGGGGUACUCGAGGGGCAGAGACCAACUUUGAAGGCCCCUUCCUGGCUUUGAAAAUAGCCCGUCCUUGUGUCCGCCAGGCCCACAUGGAUACUGAGACAGCAUGGGUGCCUGGCUGAAGGAGGAGGGGAGGCCGGCACGCUCCGGGGCAGGCCUCAAGGAGCCACGCUCCUCCGUUAGGGACUUGGGUCCAGUAUUUGCUCUUUCUUUCCUGCAGCCUGGGUUCCCCUUCCUCCUCUAGCCCCUUGAAGACACUGUUCUCCAUGCUCCAAGAUCUUCUUCCCCUUACCUUGGCCCUCACCGCAGGCAGGGCCAGGAGUUCCCAUGACGUUUUCCAUGAGAUCAGAAUGCACUGUUGAAACCUGAGCUUCCGUGUUUACUUCUGAAAGGGACUCUGUCCCCUCUGUGGGAGGGCCGGCCCUGGGAAGGGAGGUUGUGGGCAUGACGUCAGGGGUUCCCUUUUUGGCUGCUGAGGACUCAGGCAGGCCUGGUUGGGGCUGGAGGCUGACGGUCGGCACCCCGCGGUCAGAGCUGGACCUGCAGGCCUCCCCCCUCAGGAUCCCUGGUGGCAGCUCCCCAGCACCCUCUGACUGUCCCCAGGGUGACCCUUGCCCUCCACCUGAGGUGCCUCCCAGGGGCUGGGCUUCCCCUAGGUGUGGUGACACGCUCCUUGGCAGGUGAAUGCGCAGAGGAAGCACAUGCAGCUGGUCCAGAGAGAGGGAAGCCUUGUUGCUCUGCCCACCUGGCCCUCCUGCACCCCCCUGCUGGGCAUGGCAUGGGGUGUUUGGGCCUGGCUCGAGUAGGGGGCACUCUCAUGGCUCAGGGAGGGGGACAGGAGGUCUGAAUGCACUUUUUUGGGCUCCUCCAGGCUGGGAGCGUCUUCCAGGGGUGGGGCAUCCAUGAUGGGGCUCCCCUCCUUUGUGAGAAAGCAGCUGGUCCCCCUUCCACAGAUUUUGUUAGUUUCCCCAGGAGGACGUGGACGAGGAUAGUUUGGGGAGGACUUUGGAAGGAGUUGGUUGACCCUUUUGCUUUUUCAACCCCAUCACUAAUGUCUGUGCCAUUUUGUAUUUUACUAAUAAAAUUGAAAAGUCU